Molecule: messenger RNA, 1816 nt
Organism: Dermacentor andersoni
Lineage: Eukaryota; Metazoa; Arthropoda; Arachnida; Ixodida; Ixodidae
Source: RefSeq, a predicted model, not a curated record
AUGCUCAUGUUCGCCGUCAUCGGCAUUUGCGUCUUUGUCGGUAUUGCUGCACUUACCGGCUACCUGUUGCUGGGAUCAUCGGAUGUCGAAGACGCUGCAGAAGGGGACGUCUAUGGAGGAAGCGGUGGUGGCGGUGGCGGUGGCGGUGGAGGGGGCGGUGGAAGCAGCUAUCCACCUGCAGGGCCUCCAACUACGCCUAAGUCGCAUGUUUCGCCUACUGAUGUCUCACCGGCCGUCCCCUCAGCUGGUGUCCCCCCACCUGGUGUUCCCCCACCUGGUGUCCCCCCACCUGGUGUGCCCCCAUCUGGUGUGCCCCCACCUGGUGUGCCCCCAUCUGGUGUGCCCCCACCUGGUGUCCCCCCAUCUGGUGUCCCCCCAUCUGGUGUGCCCCCACCUGGUGUACCCCCGCAAGCAAUCUCUCCAACAGGAGUCCCUCCCUCAGUCAUGCCUCCUCCACAUUUGCCGUCACCCACUACGCCAAGUCCUACACCAAGUCCUACGCCAAGGCCUACGCCGAGACCUACGCCAAGAUCGACACCAAGACCGACGCCCCGACCAACGACUCCAACUACUACUACUAGAAGGCCAUUCUCGGUCAACGAGCUGGUCUGUACGGUCGGGGCCUUCGCGAUCUACCCCAGCAUGAUCCCGACGGACGGCCUGUGCAAUUACGUCUACUACAGCGACGUGAUAAUGGCUCGCGACACCCUCUACGGUGCCCUGGUCGCUGACAGCUGGACGAUGUUCCAGAGCGCGAUGGGGACGCGCACUCGCACUUCUGGUGGCAUCGGCUUCGAUAUCCGGUACUCAACCGCCGCUGGGGUCAGCGCUGGGAUAGAGAAGAAGCUAAACGAACUUGUGAACAAAAACAUCAAGCACUAUGGUGUGCUGAACCUGUUGGAGAAAGCGGCGAAGCUGAAGAACAUGUACAGCAAAGCAAAAGAACUUCUUCAAAAACUGAAACAGGUCCAAGGCAACGACGCGACGAGAAAAACGUUAUUAGCAUUUGGAAUAUACAAUUACCGAGAAAAGGACGCGUAUGGAAUCCUGCAGGACGUUUUUGACGACGCUAUCAACAACCACGUGGCGGACACGGUCAUCAUGUACAGUUCGGUGGGGUGGAUUGAGAGACAAGGAGUAUGCUACAGCCACCCAACUUCCUUUUUCGACAAGAGCAUAUUCAAGGGAUCGGCUGUCAGGGAAGCCGGCCGGGCACCUUCCAUCAGCAGGAUUGCGCAGUUUAUGCGCAGAACCGUUCGGUACACACGGGACACCAAGAUGGGUCUUUCCUUCGAGCUCGGCACACUCGUCUACACUUUGAAGAAGGCUUAUGCGGGCAACAUCGUCACGGACGAAAUGGUCAACGCUGAGUGCACCGUACUCUUCGUCACCAGCCUGGACGUUGCGCCUUGCAAGGCGGAUUUGCUGCUUAGGCGAGUUGAGCUGUUCGAAGACGUCAACGUGGCACAAGUGAAAGGCGAUAAGAAGAAGGCCAUGUUCUUCGAGAGCGAAGACACCCUCAGAAGAAAGUGCCUCAAACUGGCCCACAAUUCCACCGACUUGCGGCCGGACAUGUCCUUGUUGCUGGUGAACGCCCACCUCGGUGACCCCACCAAGAGCUGCCCCGGUCUCGACGGUCGUGAAAGGGGCGAGAUGUUUUGGCGUAUCCAAGUGGUCAAGGCAGCGCUCAAUAUAACGUGACGCCGAGCCGUGAGCAUGCAGCUUGCGAGAAGGUCCGGACUGUGUGGCGCCAGGGUCGGAGUGCUUCCGUGUGCCUUGUCACAUUUUGUGCGUUAAAGUGAUACCGCCUGGGAAA